This is a messenger RNA of Cololabis saira (Pacific saury), 5472 nucleotides long. RefSeq names its product TIAM Rac1 associated GEF 1a (gene tiam1a). The transcript has 28 exons. Gene Ontology annotation, biological process: positive regulation of axonogenesis; small GTPase-mediated signal transduction; activation of GTPase activity. NCBI's taxonomy places the organism in Eukaryota, Metazoa, Chordata, Actinopteri, Beloniformes, Belonidae. Bases 116 to 4957 code for a protein of 1613 amino acids. Gene Ontology annotation, cellular component: cytosol; synapse; plasma membrane. Gene Ontology annotation, molecular function: guanyl-nucleotide exchange factor activity; protein binding. The record is from RefSeq and is a predicted model, not a curated record.
UCAAGGUUAAAGUGACUCCAGCCUCCGACAGCCUGCGUGGAUCAUGCGGUGGGUGGGAUGACAUCACACUGACGUGGGGAAGGUGGUGAUGCCGCUACUGAACCGCAGCUGAAUCAUGGGAAAUGUGGAGAGUCAGAAUGGGGACGCUGGUUUCCAUGGUGACGGGAGGGGACAUCUCUCCCGUAAGCAGACGUCUCGCUCGCUCCGCCUGUCGUCCAAGCAGCCGGUGACCCGGCGUCCGAGGCACUCGUCCACCGUGAAGCAGGAGCACCGGAACUCCGAGACCUCCACCCGCUCCUCCAGCACCCCCAGCAUCCCACAGUCCCUAGCGGAGAAUGGGCUGGAGAUCUUCAGCGACGCCGACGAGCUGGGCGAGUUCGGCGCCAACCCUCACUGGACGCAACGCGUCGCCAUGACGAUGAGGCCGGAGUCCUUCCAGCAGGACGAGGACCCCCCGGCCACGCCGACCCCCGAAACCUCGGAGGCCGACACCGUCGCCCAGGACGGAGGGGAGGACUCCGCGGGGGAGGCCGAGGCCGAGGGGGAGGACCGGUACCUCCAGCGAAUGACCGAAGGAUCCCGGGAGGGAGGGAACUUUAAGAAGAAGCGGUCGAAGUCGGCAGACAUGUGGAGAGAAGACAGCCUGGAGUUCUCCCUGUCCGAUCUGAGCCAGGAGCACCUGACCAGCACCGAGGAGAUGAUCGAUGGAGGGGAGGAGGAGGAGGAGGAGCAGUUCACCUGCCCCCGGGGCAAUGCAGGUUCGGCCGAGAGGGCGUCGUCUCUGGACCAGCUGUGCAGCCAGCAGAGUCCGGGCCUGCGGGGGAAGAGGAGCCGCUACGUUAAAGGCCACCGGGAAACGGCGUGCGAUGGCGAGGGGGAGGACGGGCUGAUGUCUCCGGCCGAGGACGACGGCGGGGGAUACGGAGCCUUCACGCUCCCGUGCCGACGAUCCCACUGUCUCUCCGAGGGCCUGUCCGGGCUCGGCAUCCCGGCGGCGCCCCGCCCCGCCUUCCAGGGGAGACGGGCGCAGACCACUCAGGACAUCUCCGGCGUCCUGGGCGAGGGCAGCGAGUACGGCGACAGCGGGAUCGACGGCGUGGCCGCGGAGGUGGACGGGGAGCUGGUGUCGCGGCGCUGCAAGGCCAUGUCCGCCUCCUUCUCCGUCUACUCCGCCACCGAGAGCAGCAUCUUCAACGGCAGCGACAGCGGCAGCAGCAGCGCCGGCGGCGGCGACGGCAGCCGGGGCGGCGUGUACGAGAACUUCCGGAAGGACCUGGACAGCCAAGUCUGGAGGAACCAGGGCCGGGACGGCCGGGAGGAAGCCGGCUCCGGCGUGAGCGACGAGCGCAGCAGCGGUGCGCUCAGCGGCGUCUUCCCGCCCGACGGCGCGGCCGCCGGCGCGCAGGGAACGGUCCGGAAGGCGGGAGCUCUGGCCGUCAAGAACUUCCUGGUUCAUAAGAAAAACAAGAAGGUGGAACCUGCAACCCGACGCAAGUGGAAACACUACUGGGUCUCCCUGAAAGGCUGCACGCUCUUCCUGUACGAGUCGGACGGCCGCUCGGCCAUCGACCCCGCCAGCGUGGCCAAGCACGCGCUGUGGGUGGAGAACAGCAUCGUCCAGGCCGUCCCCGAACACCCCAAGAAGGAGUUCGUCUUCUGCCUCAGCAACUCGGUGGGAGACGCUUUCCUGUUCCAGACGUCGGGCCAGACGGAGCUGGAGAACUGGAUCACCGCCAUCCACUCGGCGUGCGCGGCGGCCGUGGCCCGGCAGCACCGCCGCGACGACACGGUGCGGCUGCUCCGCACCGAGAUCCGCAAGCUGGAGCAGAAGAUCGACAUGGACGAGAAGAUGAAGAAGAUGGGAGACAUGCAGCUGUCCACGGUGACGGACGCCAAGAAGAGGAAGACCAUCCUCGAGCAGAUCUUCCUGUGGGAGCAGAACCUGGAGCGGUUCCACAUGGACCUGUUCCGCUGCCGCUGCUACCUGGCCAGCCUGCAGGGCGGCGAGCCCCCCAACCCCAAGCGCCUGCUGGGCUUCGCCUCCCGCCCCACCAAGCUGGCCAUGGGCCGCCUGGGCAUCUUCUCCGUCUCCUCGUUCCACGCUCUGGUAUCGGCCCGCGCUGAAAACAGCCUCCGCCGGCGGAACCAGGCCCUGCCUCGCACCUUCAGCAAGCGCCGCAGCCGCUUCUCCUCCCUGUGGGGGCUGGACACCACGUCCAAGAGGAAGAGCAAGGGCCACCCCUCCGUCGACCAGGUGUUUGCCGACCACAUGGAGCCGCUCAGGAAACCGCUGGAGCAGAUGUUUGAGGACUCCACCAGCGACAAAUCUAAACAGACGGAGGACUCUGGUAAAGCUGUGUCUCAGCGCGGGGCUGAUGCUGAUAUCUGGGUCCCGGACCAUCUCCAACCCUCCUGGGUGUCUCUGCCCAACGACCGGCCGGUGCUGGCCGUCGUCCGGCCCGGAGAGACGGCCCUGGACGUGCUGGACGCCGUCUGCAAGAGCCACGGCCUGGCCCCCCAGGGCCACCACCUCCGGCUGAAGGUCUGGACCGACAACCAGAUGCUUUUCUACGUCCCCCAGAGUGAGGAGGACGUGUCCGACCUGCUCUACAAGGAGAUAGAGAUCUGCCCCCGAGCGACCAGAGUGAUCCGGUUCGACAGAGCCGAGUCCUGCAGCGUCGGAUACGGUUUCUCCGUGGCGGUUCUGGACGAGGACGGAGUCCAGCAGCUUCACAUCACCGACGUGAAGGAGGGAGGUCUGGCCGCGGCUAAAGGUCUGAGACCCGGGGACGAGCUGCUGUUCCUGAACGGUAAACCGGCGUCGGAGCUCCAGACGGAGGACAUGAGGGCUGCGUUCGUCACCCCCGCCCUCACCCUGAGCGUCAGCACCCUGCCCCAGCUCAGCCCGCGGGUGCUGUGCUGCCACCCGCCCCGCCGCUCUGACGGGGACCCGGCCGCCGCCACCGACAUCUUCUCCCAGAGCCAAGAGGACAUCUUGGACGAGGUGUCCGGCCUGACGGUGGAGGACGAGAGCAUGGAGGAGGGACCUCGACACCUGCAGAGCCCCGGAGACGAGCACAGGACCGUCACGACGACGGGACGGAAGAGCACGGAGCAGGUCACCUCCUUCUGCCGGAGCCUCCAUGACAUGAAUCUCCUGGAGGGAACCACGUCCUCCUCCUCGUCCUCGUCCUCCUCGUCUCUGUCCCCCAGCCCGGUGUCGGCCCUGCCGCCCUCGGCCCAGAAACAGCUCUCCCACGCCGACAAGCUGCGUAAGGUGAUCGGAGAGCUGGUGGAGACGGAGAAGACCUACGUCAAGGACCUGAGCUGCCUGAUCGAGAGCUACCUGACGCCUCUGCAGAAGGAGAGCUUCCUUUCCCGGGAUGAGCUGGACGUCCUGUUCGGGAACCUGGGGGAGAUGGUGGAGUUCCAGCUGGAGUUCCUGAGGACGCUGGAGGACGGGAUCAGACUGGUGCCGGACCUGGACCGGCUGGAGCGGGUGGACCAGUUUAAGAAGGUGCUGUUCUCCCUGGGCGGCUCCUUCCUCUACUACGCCGAUCGCUUCAAGAUCUACAGCGCCUUCUGUGCCAGCCACACCAAGGUCCCCAAGGUUCUGGCUAAAGCUAAGACGGACCCGGAGUUCAAGGCCUUCCUGGCGGAGAGGAAUCCCCGGCAGCAGCACUCGUCCACGCUGGAGUCGUACCUGAUCAAGCCCAUCCAGCGGGUCCUGAAGUAUCCGCUGCUGCUGCGGGAGCUGCACUCGCUCACCGACCCGGACAGCGAGGAGCACUACCACCUGGACGUCGCCAUGAAGGCCAUGAACAAGGUGGCGAGUCACAUCAACGAGAUGCAGAAGCUGCACGAGGAGUUCGGCGCCGUGUUCGACCAGCUCAUCAACGAGCAGACCGGGAGUAAAAAAGAGGUGUCCGACCUGUCCAUGGGGGAUCUGCUGCUUCAUUCCACCGUGACCUGGGUCAACCCGCCGCCAUCGCUGCUCAAGAACAAGAAGGAACCGGAACUCGCUGCCUUUGUGUUCAAAACGGCCGUUGUGUUCGUGUACAAGGACUGCUCCAAGCACCGCAGGAAGAUGGGUGGAUCCCACCGCGUCUCCGUCAGCGAUGACAAGGAUCCUUUCCGCUUCCGUCACAUGAUCGCGACCCACUCUCUGCAAGUCUGCACCGCUGCAAACUCUGAGGCCUCGGCGGUUUGUGAGAUCGUCCACAGCAGGUCUGAGUCUGAAGGCCGUCCGGAGAGGAGCUUCCAGCUGAGCUGCAGCUCUCCGGACAGUAAGAAGGAUUUCCUCCGGGCCGUCCACUCCGUCCUGCGGGAGAAGCAGCGCCGGCAGCUGCUGAAGACGGAGUCUCUGCCUCCGAGUCGCCAGUACGUCCCGUUCGGGGGCCGACGGCUACGCGUCCUGAAGGGGGCGCGACCCGGCAUGAACCGGACCGAGUCGGCUCCGUCGCGGCGUCUGGCCCGGAGGCUGAGGAACCGCAUCACCAUCGACACGGACCUGGUGUUCAACGGGGACGACCCGGCCCCCCCGGCGGCCCCGGGCCCCCCGGGCCCCCCGGGCCCUCCCCAUCCGGCCCCCCCGGCCCACAAGCCCCCGGGGGAGGACACGGACCGCUGGGUGGAGGAGCAGUUCAACCUGGCGGGCUACGAGGAGGCGGCGGCCGAUGGCCGGCGCGUCCAGGAGACGGACAUCCUGAGCGACGACGACGAGUACUGCCGGUCGGCCCGGCUGGAGGCGGCGCUGGGGGGGCUGCGCCUGAACCCCGACCCGGGGCAGACGAGGGGGGGUGCAGCCCCGAGAGACGGCCCUGCAUCCUGCGGUGCUUCAGCGGCCAAGCCCCCCCCCUCCAGGCCGUUCGGCGGGGAGGGAAACGCCAAGGAGCGCGGUGCCGUCUGGGUGCGGCGCGACGAAUUCACGGACGGCUGCAACAGCGACAUUUUCUGACGGGGUGGAGGUGGAGGACGAGCUGGGGGGGGGCAACAACAACAACAACAAGGAUGGAGAAACAUGUCGGACUCUGGAAAACAAGCUUUAAAGACAUUUGGGUAAAAGUAGAAGAUGUUUAGCUUCUUAAAACAUAUAUAGAGGGUCUGCAUUGACGUCACUUCCCCACUGGACCAGCCCCCUUACUGCACUGAGUGGCAAAAACAUCCAACUGGCAAAAAUGGCUGCAACUAGGGCAAAUUUAUGGACUUAAAUUAGCGUCAGUUGGACUUGACAGUGACCCGUACAGUUACCCCAAGAACCAGUGGUCCAUGGACAUUAAUAUUUGGUACAGUUUCCAAGAACCAGUGGUCCAUGGACAUUAAUAUUUGGUACAGUUUCCAAGAACCAGUGGUCCAUGGACAUUAAUAUUUGGUACAGUUACCAAGAACCAGUGGUCCAUGGACAUUAAUAUUUGGUACAGUUACCAAGAACCAGUGGUCCAUGGACAUUAAUAUUUGGACACGAAUCCAGUU